GCUAGAAUGAUAAUGUGACAAUAAACAUAAUGUUUCUUUUUCAAUUUAAUAAUAAAAUUUGUUUAUAUCACUUAUUUCAACAUAUUUGACAUACAUAAGGUUAAAAUAUAUUAAAUAUCACAUAUAAUAAUUGUGUUGCAUCUGCUAUUACAUCUUAUCGAAUACAAUUUGAAUUAUAUUAUUAUUUGAAACUAACCAAAAAUUCGUUUUACUUGUUUCACGUUAAUCAGAUGCUCUUAGUAAUCACGAACUUAGAAAUUAAUCAAAUCACAAUAAGAUUUUUUUAAAUAUCAUUGAACAUUUCUUAAUUCAAUUUCAUAUUCAAGCGUACUAUUUCCAGGAAUAUAAGGGGGCAAACCUUUAGCACCAUAUCCCAUAGCAGGAGGAAUUAUAAUUUGCCUCUUUCCGCCAACUUUCAUACCUAUUAUACCUACGUCCCAUCCUUUAAUCACUUGACUUCUUCCAAGUUUAAAUUUAAAACCAUUUCCCUGUUUACUCUCAUCAAACUUCUUGCCAUUCUUUAAUUUACCCGUAUAAUAAAUGGAGAUCAAUUUUCCUGAUUUUGCAACUGCUCCAUUGCCUAUUUUUAUAUCUUUUAUUCUUAUAGGUUUAGUUUUCUUUAUCUCUCUUAGAACAUUAUGUACUUUCAAUUUUUUCUUUUGUUGUUUUCUAUCUUGUUUUCUUUCUUCAUCUUUAUGUUCAUACAUUAAUUUUCUUUCUUCUUGCAUCUUAUCUUGUUGUUGGAUUUGUUUGUCUUUUUUAUUUCGUUUGAUAAAUUUAUUCUCUUUUUCGAUAUCUUCUUCAAUUUCUUCUUUGUCUUCAGAGACAUCAAUAGACUCCAUAUUUAAACAAAGUUCAUCAUCAUCAUCAUCAUCAUCAGCUUCAAAGCUAUCAUCUAUUUCAUCUAUUUCUAUUUCUUCUUCAUCUUCAUAUUCAUCUUCAUCUUCAUCAUUAUCUUCUUCUUCACUUUCAGUCCCAGUUAGAUAUUCACUGUAAUCAGAUUGUAAUUCAUCCGAAGAUUCAAUUUCACAUUUCAUUCGUUUUGGUUUUAAAGUUACAUUAGGAUAAUGUGUUGCUUUUCUUUUUAUUUGUUUAUUAGCUGUUUGUGAAUCUUCAUUUCGUUUUUCUUCUUGUUCUUUCAAAAUUAAUUUAUGAUUCAAAUAUCCAGUUAAAUGUACAUAACUAUCACCAUUACAUAUAAAAGUUAUUUCAUUUCCUUUUUCAAAAUUCAAGUCAAGUGAUACUUGCCACAUUGUGCUUUUUUUCAGGUUACAAAGUAAAUAAUUCGUAUCAUUGUCGAAUAUAAAAUAAAGAAAAGAGAGAGAGAGAGAGAGAGAGGGAGAGUGAAAAAGAGCAAAGAUCAUAAUUAAGUAAACAAAAAUGAAAUUUUCAACUUCUCCUCCUACAAGUCGUUGUACAUCUCCAAUUUUAGUAGAUGUAGGAUCAACGUUACCAACGCCUGUUACAUAUAGGCAUAAUUGUAUCAGUGCUGCAACAAAAUGUUAUAAAUACUUGAGGAAGUUAUUAAAAUUUGAGCAAAUGGAUUUUGAGUUUGCAUUAUGGCAAAUGAUAUUUUUAUUUACAGCACCACAAAAAGUUUAUAGAAAUUUUCAAAGUAGAAAACAAACAAAAUCACAAUUUGCAAGAGAUGAUCCAGCAUUUUUAGUAUUAUUAACAUGUUGGCUUUGUAUUUCUGCAGUUGGUAUUGCCGUAGUUUUGGGAUUAGGAUUUUUCCAAUUUAUAAGACUUUUACUUUAUAUGAUUUUUGUUGAUUAUAUUGUUGUUGGUUUAAUAGUAGCCACUGUUUUUUGGUUUAUAACUAAUCGAUAUUUAAGAAUUGAUAAAAGUCAAGAUGUCGAAUGGGGAUAUGCAUUUGACAUUCAUUUGAAUGCUUUUUUUCCACCUUUAAUAAUACUUCACAUUCUACAACUUUUUAUAUAUAAUGGCCUCAUAAAUACAAAUGUCUUUGGUGGACGAUUUGUUGGGAAUACACUUUGGUUUAUAUCUGUUGCAUAUUACAUAUACAUCACAUUUUUGGGCUAUACAAGUGUUGAAAUACUUCAUAAGACACACAUCAUUUUUUCUGCUCUACCAAUAAUGCUGUUAAUAUAUAUAAUUACAUUAUGUUCUGGAAUCAAUAUCAGUCGUUUGAUUAUGGAUUUUUAUCACUAUAGAGUUAAUUAAAUAUAUUAUGUAUAUAUAUAU
Molecule: messenger RNA, 2205 nt
Organism: Vespa velutina
Lineage: Eukaryota; Metazoa; Arthropoda; Insecta; Hymenoptera; Vespidae
Product: protein unc-50 homolog
Exons: 8
Coding region: 1381-2184 (267 amino acids)
Cellular component (GO): Golgi membrane
Source: RefSeq, a predicted model, not a curated record